UACUCCGGCGGCGGCGGGGGCAAUGGAGGCUACAACCAACCUCCACCACCACCCAACGUCCCACGCCCUUGGAUCGCCGAAUGGGACGCCCGCGACCAGCGCUACAUCUUCAUCAACCAAGAAACCGGCCAACGCAGCUGGGACUUCCCACGCGACGAGUACCGCGGCGGCGGCGGCGGCCAAAACUACGGCUCCAACAGCGGCUACCCACCACCCCAACAACAAACCCAAUACCAAGAAGCCCCUCACGAGGAGAAGAAGUCCCACGGCCUCCUCUACGGCGCCCUCGGCGCAGCAGCAGGACUCGCUGGCGGCGCCUUCUUGAUGCACGAAGGUUCCGAAGCCAAACAAGACCUCGAAUCCGACGCAUACCGCGCUGAAGACCGCAUUUCCAAUUUCGAUAAUCGCGAGGAACAGCCGGCGGAGUGGACGGGUAGGAAAGUACAGGAAGUGGAGGAUAUUCCGCAGGAUGUCGAGCAGGGGUUUGAUCGGUUUGGGGAGAGGGUGGAGAGGAAGUGGGAUGAUGGCGUGCAGGAUGUGGAGGAUGUGCCGGAUGAUGUGGCGGGGUGGGCGGGGGAGAAGGUGGGCGAUGUGGAGAGGUUUGAUGAUAAUGUCGAGGACGCUUAUGACGCCGGGAGGGAUGAGGGGAGGGAUGAU
This is a messenger RNA of Zymoseptoria tritici IPO323, 657 nucleotides long. RefSeq lists its product as uncharacterized. The annotation marks the transcript as partial. The record is from RefSeq and is a predicted model, not a curated record. Gene Ontology annotation, molecular function: protein binding. The transcript is spliced from 2 exons. NCBI's taxonomy places the organism in Eukaryota, Fungi, Ascomycota, Dothideomycetes, Mycosphaerellales, Mycosphaerellaceae.